AUGUUUCAAUUGUAAAAUAACCCAAUUUAUAGGCAAAUAGAAAACCGGAGUCGAGUCAGUUCAACAACAUGAGCCGCCAGCUGAAGUUCCACCUCCAAGCGCCCGACGACGAGCAGUUCCCACCGGACCUGGUGGAGAUUAACCUCAACCCCAACUGCGGCCAGGUCAAGCAGAAGUCGGCCCAGGCCCUGGACCAGCUGCUCCUGGCCACGCCGCCGCACAGAGGCUAUCCCUACGGCUAUGCCGAGGACUCCGAGCCGGAGACCUACUUCUGCCGCAAGAGCAACUCCACGGGCCAGCUGGCCGAGAAGGUAUCGCCUCCACCGCCCACGGCCACCAACAUCAGCUGCCUCCGCCAGAUGUACUGUCCGGAGUGCCACGAGCGGUUGCACGAGCAGGGAGUCCGGCUGGAGCGACUCCUUACCAUGUGCUGCUUUGCCCUGCUGCCCAUCUAUCCCUGCUGCCCGAGGCGCUCCACCAACGACUGCAAGGUCAUCUGUGGCAAGUGUGGAUACCUCUUGGGGGCAUGGAAGAGACAAUGAGGAGAGGGAAAGGGGAAGGGGCGUGGGUUGGGGCAACCGGAGUGGG
This is a messenger RNA of Drosophila teissieri, 588 nucleotides long. RefSeq lists its product as uncharacterized. The record is from RefSeq and is a predicted model, not a curated record. Lineage: Eukaryota; Metazoa; Arthropoda; Insecta; Diptera; Drosophilidae. The transcript has 2 exons. The coding region runs from base 69 to 542 and encodes 157 amino acids.